Molecule: messenger RNA, 7840 nt
Organism: Gadus macrocephalus (Pacific cod)
Lineage: Eukaryota; Metazoa; Chordata; Actinopteri; Gadiformes; Gadidae
Product: inositol hexakisphosphate and diphosphoinositol-pentakisphosphate kinase 2-like
Exons: 32
Coding region: 684-5045 (1453 amino acids)
Biological process (GO): inositol metabolic process; inositol phosphate biosynthetic process
Cellular component (GO): cytosol
Molecular function (GO): 5-diphosphoinositol pentakisphosphate 1-kinase activity; diphosphoinositol pentakisphosphate kinase activity; inositol hexakisphosphate kinase activity
Source: RefSeq, a predicted model, not a curated record
GGAGCAGAAUUGCUGUCUUUCGUCACGUAUUGGUUAAAACGCAGCUUAGGUCAUACCUCUGUGAACAAAAUAUGCUUUCCCAUUGGCUGCCCUUCACGAUAAUCAGUUUCUGAUUCAAAUGAGAAACAUUAGACUGGUUUCGUGUGCGAUCUGUCAAGACAAUUAACCGAACAGGACUACACUGUAAUGCUACUCUAAGGCUUAUCGUUUGAAUGUGGGAAGAGCUGGUGGAACGUUUUACUUAAGGAUCGAUCGAGUCUUCACGAUCCAGGGGAAUGAUGGGCGACUUGAUGACCAAACGGGCCGACCUCUCGCCACUCUAAGUCCCAGGAUCUCACGGCGGUCAUGUGACGCUCACGACACGCUCCAUGAGUGAAGGGAUGAGACACCCGAGCGGUGACUCCACCCCAGGGGACCAGCGGCCGACGGCCCCCCCACCUACUACCCCUGUCCUCCCCUAGCGAGCCACAUAACGCUGGUCCACCGCUCUCCUCUUCUCCCUCCACCAGUGGCCACUAUUACCCAGCAUUGCUCCAGCUAAGCCCAUCCCAGCCCCCCUCCUCUCCCCCUCCCCCUCCCCCACCCCCUCCCCCACCCUCUCCUUCCCCAUCGUCUUUCGGGCGGCUGAGUUGGUGCGCGAUGGCCCGGCGGCAGGACGCUGAUGGGUGCCGCGGCGGACUGUGAUGUCACAGCCCAGCAGCCCGGGCGAGAGCCAGCGUGGCGCUCCGAGAUUCUUCGUUGGCUGUGAGGACGAUGAGAGCGAGGACCCGGAAGAGCGCACCCGGACCGACAUGGAGCUGUACAUGGCCGACGAAGGCGGCGACACGCCCCCCGAGCGCCAGAUUGUGGUGGGGAUCUGCUGCAUGAUGAAGAAAUCCAAGUCCAAGCCCAUGACCCAGAUCCUGGAGAGGCUGUGCAAGUUUGAGUACAUCACGGUGGUCAUCUUCCCCGAAGACGCCAUCCUCAACGAGCCUGUGGAGAAAUGGCCUUUGUGUGACUGCCUCAUUUCUUUCCACUCUAAAGGAUUCCCCCUGGAUAAGGCUGUGAGUUACGCCAAGCUCAGAAACCCUCUGCUCAUCAAUGACCUGAACAUGCAGUAUUACAUACAGGACAGGAGGGAGGUUUAUCGGAUCCUGCAGGAGGAAGGGAUUGACCUGCCGCGCUAUGCUGUACUGAACAGAGACCCAGAUAACCCGGAUGAGUGCAGCCUACAGGAGGGGGAGGACCAGGUGGAGGUCAACGGGGAGGUGUUCCCCAAGCCCUUCGUGGAGAAGCCCGUCUGUGCCGAGGACCACAACGUCUACAUCUACUACCCCAGCUCGGCGGGCGGCGGCAGCCAGAGGCUCUUCCGGAAGAUCGGCAGCCGGAGCAGUGUGUACUCCCCAGAGAGCAGCGUGCGCAAAACAGGCUCCUACAUCUAUGAGGAAUUCAUGCCCACGGACGGCACCGACGUGAAGGUGUACACGGUGGGGCCCGACUACGCCCACGCCGAGGCCCGCAAGUCCCCCGCCCUGGACGGGAAGGUGGAGCGGGACAGCGAGGGCAAGGAGAUCCGCUACCCCGUCAUGCUGUCGGCCAUGGAGAAGCUGGUCGCCCGCAAGGUGUGCCUGGCCUUCAAGCAAACGGUGUGCGGCUUCGACCUCCUCCGGGCCAACGGCCACUCAUACGUGUGCGACGUGAACGGCUUCAGCUUCGUGAAGAAGUCCAUGAAGUACUACGACGACUGUGCCAAGAUCCUGGGGAACAUCGUGAUGCGUGAGAUGGCUCCCCAGUUCCACAUUCCCUGGUCCAUCCCCACGGAGGCCGAGGACAUCCCCAUCGUCCCCACCACAUCUGGCACCAUGAUGGAGCUACGCUGUGUCAUCGCAGUUAUCCGGCAUGGCGACCGAACACCCAAACAGAAGAUGAAGAUGGAAGUUCGUAAUCCAAUGUUCUUCGAGCUUUUUGAAAAAUACGCUGGUUACAAGACCGGGAAACUGAAGCUCAAGAAGCCAAGACAGCUGCAGGAGGUGCUGGACAUCACCAGACAGUUGUUGGCAGAACUGGGGCAGCACACUGACUGUGAGAUAGAGGAGAAGAAGUCCAAACUGGAGCAGCUAAGGACGGUCCUAGAGAUGUACGGCCACUUCUCCGGGAUCAAUAGGAAAGUGCAGUUGACCUACCUGCCACACGGACAGCCCAAGACCUCCAGCGAGGAGGAAGACACCCGGAAGGAAGGACCGUCCCUGCUGCUGGUGCUCAAGUGGGGCGGAGAGCUGACCCCCGCCGGCCGGGUGCAGGCCGAGGAGCUGGGCCGCGCCUUCCGCUGCAUGUACCCCGGGGGACAAGGAGACUACGCCGGCUUCCCCGGCUGCGGGUUGCUACGGUUACACAGCACAUACAGGCACGACCUGAAGAUCUACGCGUCGGACGAGGGCAGGGUUCAGAUGACGGCGGCCGCCUUCGCCAAGGGCCUGCUGGCGCUGGAGGGGGAGCUGACCCCCAUCCUGGUGCAGAUGGUGAAGAGCGCCAACAUGAACGGGCUGCUGGACAGCGACAGCGACUCGCUGAGCGGCUGCCAGCACCGCGUCAAGGCCCGGCUGCACGACAUCAUGCAGAAGGACGAGGAGUUCACGCCCGACGACUAUGACAAGCUUGCGCCGACCACCAGUGCCUCUCUGGUGAACUCAAUGAAGAUCGUGGAGAAUCCCGUGGGUGUGUGUGACCAGGUCUACACGCUCAUCCAGAGUCUCACGGCCCAGAUCCGCAAGAGGAUGGAGGACCCCACGUCUGCGGACCUCCAGCUGUACCACAGUGAGUCCCUGGAGCUGAUGCUGCAGCGCUGGUCCAAGCUGGAGCGGGACUUCCGCAUGAAGAGCGGCCGCUACGACAUCAGCAAGAUCCCCGACAUCUACGACUGCGUCAAGUACGACGUGAUCCACAACGGCUCGCUGGGCCUAGAGGACACGCUGGAGCUGUUCCGCCUCUCGCGGGCCCUGGCCGACAUCGUCAUCCCCCAGGAAUACGGCAUCAACAAGGCGGAGAAGCUGGACAUCGCCCAUGCGUUCUGCCUGCCGCUGAUGCGCAAGAUCCAGAUGGACCUCCAGAGGACCCACGAGGACGAGUCGGUGAACAAGCUGCACCCCCUGUACUCUCGUGGCGUGAUGUCCCCCGGACGCCACGUCCGAACCCGCCUCUACUUCACGAGCGAGAGCCACGUGCACUCGCUGCUGAGCGUCUUCCGCUACGGGGGUCUGCUGGAUGAAGAGAAGGACCAGCAGUGGAAGCGUGCGAUGGACUACCUCAGUGCCAUCUCUGAACUCAACUACAUGACCCAGAUCGUCAUAAUGCUCUACGAGGACAACAAAAAGGACAUCUCGUCGGAGGAGCGCUUCCACGUGGAGCUCCACUUCAGCCCGGGGGUCAAAGGGGUCGGUGAGGAGGAGAACGCCCCCACCGGCUUCGGCUUCAGGCCCGCCUCCUCGGAGAACGGGCAGAAGCAGACGGACCCGGGCAGCCUGGAGGACCUGACCCGGGAGGAGGGCGAGGGGGCCGCCGUGCUGUCGGAGCCCAUCAGCAUGCAGAGGAAGUCCCCGCUCGUACGCAACCGCAAGACGGGCUCCAUGGAGGUGCUGUCUGAGAUCUCGUCGUCUAAAGCGGGCAGCUAUCGUCUCUUCCCCACCUGGACUCGUCAGUCACCUGAGAUGAAGCAGAGCGGACUAGGGUCUCAGUGUGCCGGGCUCUUCAGCACCACGGUCCUAGGGGGUUCCUCUAGCGCCCCCAACCUGCAGGACUACGCACGCACAAACCGCAAAAAAUACUCCUCCGGCAGUCAGUCCUACAAAGAUGAGUUGUUGUCUAUGCCGGCAGUAAAGCGAUUUUCUGUGUCGUUUGCACAGUAUCCGACUAAUGAGCCCCUGGAGGACCACCAUGUGGCCCAGUUGUUGAACCGCUUCUCCAUUGACCUUAGCCGUGGGGGGCACCUGUGCCUGGACGGGGCUCUAGCCCACCACCUUCACCAGUGCUCCUACCACCUGCGCCUGUUCCGCAACUGGCUCGUCUCCGGCCAGGACCCCCUAGAGUAUAUCUACGGCUUCGAGGGCUGCUCCAUGGUGCCGUCCAUCUACCCCCUGGAGACGCUGCACAACUCGCUCUCGCUCAAACAGGUCAACGAGUUCCUCACCGCCGUCUGCGAGAACGCCGGAGAUUCACAGGCCAGGUCCACCCAGGCUCUGUCGGCCAUGUUUGACACGCAGAACCAGCCCAACGUGGACUCGUACCUCCCCCAGAGAGUGCUGUCCUCCUCCUCCUUCAAGACCCGGUCCGACAGGCCGGCUUGGUACAGCAGCGGUCCUUCCAGCACUGUGUCCAGCGCCGGACCCUCCUCCCCCACCACGGCCGACACCUCCCCGCGCUUCAGCUUCAGCGACAAGGUGGCCCUCAGCCCCCAGGGCAGCGAGGAGGCCCACGCCUGUCACCACGGCUCCUGCCUGCCGACGGUCGGCGCCCUGCGACCUCCGGACCUGACCGGCCCCGGCCUCUGUCCUCCUGAAGACCAGGGGACCUUCGGGAACCCCUCGCCACCAGAGUACCCGGCCCCGGAGACUGCAGCCCCGGGUCCCCACUCGGCCCCGGGGCCCCCAGCCCUGGGUCUCUCGGUCCUGGGUCACUCGGUCCUCGCUCUCCCGGCCCUGGAAGAACAACCCGAACACGGGCACGAGGAGGAGCCAGAGGAAGGCCCCGGCGCGCCGGAGACGCCCCGCUGCGAAAGCGCCGGCGAACCCGGUCCGGGUCGGACCCUCCCUCGCUCCCCCCUGGCCGAGCUCCCUCCGGCCCCCCCGGAGGGCUACUGCUGCCUGCCGGGCUCUCUGCCGGCGCUGCCGGAGCUCAGGGAGAGCGGCAGCGAGGCGGGCUCCAGCGCUCAGACGCCCCAGUCCCCGGAGGUGCCCUCCGAGGAGUUCUUCGACACACAGGAGUCUCUGGAGGGCUGGAGGGACGGCCUCGGCGGCCUCUCCCACUCUGGGACCCCGGUGGAGGUGAGAGCCCCCCACAUGGCCGAGCCUUGAGGGGGGGGGGGGCGCCUGAGGGUCAUUGAUGACAUCGACGACAUGGACCUUGACGGUCCCUAAGCUCCCUCCUGUUGUCCCAGGGGGUCUGUCACAAAAGUGUUUUGAAUCAAAUGAUCUUAAUCUUUGCCUCUCGGGGUGUGCGUAGUGAUGUCGUGGAUCCUCUCCUUUGUUUUUGAAGUCACUGUAGCAGAACACUUGUUGUCCACCUUGUCCACGUCAAUGUGGGCGAUUCACAACAUGCCGCUGGGCGUAGGGGGCGUCCAACGAAAGAGACCGCCGAUCGUUGAAAGAUGCAUACCGGUGGUCCCCGGCCGCAGUGGCCAUACGAGCCCCGGAAGUUCAGCUUUAAUGUUUCAUGUUUGACUCGACCCCGCCCCGGGGGGGCCCAUGCCUCCCCCGCGUCCCCCUCUAGACUUGAGCCUCCGAGGCUCAACCGGCCUCCCUGGACGGGUGGAAGCCCUACACUGGGACUCUACGUGGGUCUCCCCGGAAGGUCCUGCACCAUGUGUUCACAGACUGGGUGUCACCAGGGGGGUUAUCAGGAGAUGCUCCACCACCCCUGACCAGGUGAAGGAACGUCCUGUGGUGGUUCCUGUUGUGCAGGGGCCUGAUUAAUCGCGCAGACGCCACCACCACAUGGAGGGACGCGGUUACAAAGUGAAAGGAGCAUAGAGCAAGCUAGGUUCUACAGCUGUGGCCCCGGUGUUUGUGUUCCUGUGUUCGCAAGCACAUGCCAGCAUACAUUGUCUCUGCCGUGUCUACGUGCCGUCACGUGUUGUCUAUAUACAUUGGGUGUGGUGUGUUAUGUGAUUUUAAACAAUGUAUUUGUUUCUGACUGCCGUCUUGGCUCUCGUACCGCCUUGUGAUGCUAGCGUUGAUCCGGGUCCCAGGUCCGUCAUAUGUGCACUGCUUACUGUUUGGCAACCAGCCCUGGGAUGAGUAACGAGGCUGGGUGACGAUGCAAAAGCCGACAUAGUUAUAUUUUUAAUAGGGGAAGGGAGUGUGGGGAAGGAAUGUGUUCUAGAGGGUUCAUGAUCCAUGGACGAGGCGAGGGAGUGAGACACAGUAGGUCUGGGGCAGGGGGUAUCCCACCGUAGGACCGCCAAUUCUGUCACAGUUACAGCCCGUCGUCGUCGUGUCUGGUUGCUUGAGGGUGAUCCGAUUAUUAACAAAUGACAAUUGUAUUUUUAGUCUGCUUGUUUCCCUCCCUCCCAAUCUCUUCUUCUCUACUUACUGUGUUUAACUUACCCUUGGAGAUUCGGUUUGCCAGCCUUGCAAUCACCUUCAUUGUACCGGCUGUGUGCUCUGUGAGGGCAUAUAAGCCUCCAGGCUUAAUAACCCUAGUCCCCCAAAUCAGGCUUUAGAACGGGGCCUUUCCAUUGCUUUCACUUCAUGUUUGUUUUGACCAAUCAUGUUAGUCAGAGGCCUAUUCACUCAAACACAAACUCGGCCAGCAGUAGUAUGCUGAAAAUUGUCUCUAAAAGUCACAAAUCAUCAUCGUGCAGACUGUAAACGUCAACCUUUAAAGAAGCCUCUAAGAGCUUCAUCCAUGUUUCCUUCGGUAGAUUAUCUCCGUAACUAAACUGGAAACCAGGCCCCAGCAGUCCAGGUGUCCGGCCCAGGCUCGGUGUCCCCCUCCCCCCAGACAUAGUGCUACUAUAGCCCAGUAGGACGGCUGGACCCCAGAUUAUCGUUCCCCAGAUUGUCUCCAGGCGUGUAACCUCCAUGAUUGCCCGAGCGGGGCUGGGAGGAGUCUGCCCUCCUCUCGGUUCUCCUCUCCAUAACUGCCAAAGUCCUUACGCCUCAUCUAGAAUAUAAUGCAUAUAAAAAUAUAUACAGACAUUUAUAUCUAAAUAUAUAAAUAAUUAUUAGAGUAAUCAUUGAGAAAAAUUUCUUAUUUAUUUUGAAUUUGCUUCUGGGAAAUGUGUAUUUCUUUUGUUUGCCAACCCACUAGAAAUGGAUAAACAUAGCUACUGUUUAUUUUCUUAUGAAACACCCUACUCUGUGAGAGAAUCCUCAACCUAAUUCUAAAUGUAUAUUAACUAGAGAUCAUUUUAAAGUCCCUCAGAGGGGUGGGUCUUUCUUGUAGUGGGUUCUCUGUGGUCCUACUGUGCUAAGCACAGUACAAUGUCACUGACAUGUAGCAAGGUUUUGCAGGUCUGUGCUUCAAGACUGCAAAGAAUUCAAAGCAAUUCUGGUCUUGAGCAUGUUGUCCCGUGAUGUACUGUAGACUGGGGUUGUCUUGAAAGGAACCAGCGAGAGUAAGUUACCGUCAGCACUGCUGUGUGCAUAACGUAUAACUCCGUCCUGUCGGUGGACGUGUAGUUGAACAGAUUUGUGAAUGACAAUCUGAUCCUGUGUUGUUGUUUUUGUUUGUUUGUUUUGUUGUGUGUUCUUGCCGGUGCUAUUGUGCAGGAUAUGCGUUGUAUACUAAAAGCUUGCUUUAUUUUUUUUCAAAGGAGUGGGUUGAUGAGAUCAAGCUUUCCUUAACUGAGGAUUGAUGGUUUAUUUGAUGUAGUUAAAGAAGCCUUUCUACAGAGCUUGUGUUGCAAUUAUUUGCUGAGAUACGUGAACUGAAAUGCACUUGUAUAAUAAACUUUAGCCUAAAAAGGAGCCUCAUUAAGGUGUUAAGAAAGCUAUACUUUACUACAGAGGCGUACUGUAAUGUGCCGUAUGCUAGCCUGCAGCUCUAUGCCUUUUCCCUUUCUAUAAAUGCAGUUUUCAUUCUGUAAAUGCAGUUUUCAUUUUAACUUCAUAAUGUCCUGCAAUAAAAUGCUAUUCUGGAACAUUCA